Messenger RNA from Telopea speciosissima, 1180 nucleotides. RefSeq names its product 40S ribosomal protein S4-like. Bases 153 to 947 code for a protein of 264 amino acids. The transcript has 5 exons. Gene Ontology annotation, molecular function: structural constituent of ribosome; RNA binding. NCBI's taxonomy places the organism in Eukaryota, Viridiplantae, Streptophyta, Magnoliopsida, Proteales, Proteaceae. Gene Ontology annotation, cellular component: ribosome; cytosolic small ribosomal subunit. The record is from RefSeq and is a predicted model, not a curated record. Gene Ontology annotation, biological process: translation.
CUCAGUAUACAUUCUUAUAUAUAUUUCCUUGCUUCGAUUAGGGUUUUGGGCUGGCACAUUUCCUGUUGCUCUUCAUAGGCUGAAGAAGCACUGGAGGCGUAGUUAGUUCAAGGUCGAAGACAGAGGCAAGAAGUUUCGGAGGAAGAGAAAUCAUGGCACGAGGUUUGAAGAAACAUUUGAAGAGGCUCAAUGCCCCAAAGCAUUGGAUGUUAGACAAACUUGGCGGUGCAUUCGCUCCAAAGCCAUCAUCUGGACCCCACAAGGCCAGGGAAUGCUUACCCCUGAUUCUUAUCUUAAGAAACAGACUGAAAUAUGCCCUCACAUACCGUGAGGUUAUUGCUAUACUGAUGCAACGCCAGGUUCUUGUUGAUGCGAAGGUUAGGACCGAUAAGACCUACCCAUCUGGAUUUAUGGAUGUCGUAUCAAUUCCCAAGACAAAUGAGAACUUCCGUCUCCUUUACGAUACCAAGGGUCGUUUCCGUCUGCACUCGAUCAAAGAUGACGAGGCAAAGUUUAAGCUCUGCAAGGUGCGUUCUGUGCAAUUUGGGCAGAAGGGUAUCCCAUACCUCAACACCUAUGAUGGACGCACGAUCCGUUACCCAGACCCACUCAUUAAGGCCAAUGACACCAUCAAGGUUGACCUCGAGAGCAACAAGAUUGUUGACUUUAUCAAGUUUGAUGUUGGGAAUGUGGUCAUGGUUACUGGAGGUAGGAACAGAGGCAGAGUAGGAGUUAUCAAGAACAGGGAGAAGCACAAGGGUAGCUUUGAGACGAUCCACAUUCAGGAUGCCACUGGCCAUGAGUUUGCAACUCGUUUGGGUAAUGUCUUUACCGUUGGCAAGGGUACUAAACCUUGGAUAUCUCUGCCGAAGGGCAAGGGUAUCAAGUUGUCCAUCAUUGAAGAGGCCAGGAAGAGGCUUGCAGCCCAAGCAGCUUCAACUGCUUAAACUUUAUGGGCAGAACACUUGCAGAGGUAGAUGCAGUGUUUUUAGUUUUGGACGGAAUUGAUAGUUUUGAAUCUUGCCAUUUAGCUUUGAGGAUCAAACUUAUUUGUGUCUGAUUUUUGUUUGUCCCUUUGGUAAUUUGGACAAAUUUUUGUAGGUGUAAUCCAGUUUUAAAAUUUACGAAUUGUUGGAUUGAUGAAAAAGUUUCAGAUCUCAUUUAAUUAGAUUCUUUCUUA